AAGCUCCGCGCAUUCUAGAUAACCAGAAUUGUAGCCUUAAAGAGGCGUAUUGGUAUUUUUAGACUUUGGGGGUCAAUGACUCUGAUUUGAAAGCUGGAAAGAGAAGUAGAAGGCAAAUAAUUAAAAAACUAUAAAAAAAAGACCAAAUGAAAAGUUGCUUCAAAUUAGCCAUUCUAUAACGACUAAAAGUCCUGCGCUUCCCUGUGGCUGAACUGAUUAAAAUGGAGCGCAGGGCAAAAACGCCCGUGUGUUAGAGCCCUAAAACAGAACUGGAGCAGUGUGAACAGCUUUAAUGGGGGAGGAAGAAUUGAUUGAAUGCUUUGUAGUUCUGUCAGUGUGCUUUAUGCAAGCAGCCUCAGCUCUACACAAGCACAGUGCACUGAAUACCCUCCCUUCCCAUUCCCUAGAAAAAGCAGAGCAGCUCUAUGGAAUGCUGGGUAGUGUAGUUCUAGAGGCAGUGUUUGGUGUGUCCUGGCAACAUGGUAGGUUUAAACUAUAGUUGCUAUUUAGUUCCCCAUAGCAACUGUGUGUUUAUUCUGUCAGGAGAGGAAGGCCAGAAGCAGGAGAGACUAUAGGUGACAUCUGCACACAGAGCCUAGUAGAUUCAGAACAAUAAGAAACAAAAUGGCUAAGCUGGUCCAGCUCCUGCCAAAGUUCCUUCCUAAAGAAUGGAAUAUUGCUAACAAGACAUGUUAUGUCAGAGCGGAGUCCCAAAGAUCCAGAUCAGAGAGAUUGGUCGCAGAAAGCCAUAGAUUAGUUGAUGAAAUUGAAAAGACAACUCAUAGAUCUCAAAAGGAUGUCAACAAAAAACUAGAUCAAAGGUUGGAGGAGAUACAGUUCUGGAAGAAGGAGUUAGACAGCAAACUUGAAGACACAGUUAAUGAUAUAGCACAGCUGUUGGCAUUUAAGAUCCGCCUUGAAAAAGCUCUUGAAAGCUGCAAGGAACCCUUGUCUAUAGCACAACAAUGUCUAAUAGAACGAGAGAAAAGAGUUGGCAUUGACUUGGUUCAUGAUGAAGCAGAACGGGAACUCAUCAAAGAAGUAGAAGUGAUUCAAGGAGUAAUGACUUUACUAGAGCGCACAAUAGAACAAAUUACAGAGCAAAUCAGGAUGAGCCGUUCAGCUAAAUAUUCCCUGGAGAAAGACCUAAAAGACAAAUUCCAAGCACUUAAAAUUGAUAACCACUGCACUACUUUAACAAACAACAGUCCUGACAUCGACUACAGUCCUAAUAAUGUGAGAAUCGAAGCAAAUUCUGUAACACCCAUUGAAUGGGAGGAUUUUACCAAUACUAACAUUUUAAAAGCUGAGAAACAGAGGAACAAUGCAAUAUUGCUCCGAUCUCUGAUUGACGGCAUCUUGUCUGAGACGGCCAGUGACAUGCGCAAGCAGUGCGACACAGUGAACUGUUCCCUGAGAAAUCGCAUACUAGAGACAAAGGAUUCUAAAAAUAAGCUGGAAGAGCAUCUGGCUAAGGUAAUGGAUGAGAUAAGCUCACAGGAGAAAAACAUAGGAAUCCUAAGGAAAGCCAUAGCAGACAAAGAGGGCCCCAUGAAAGUGGCACAAACACGUCUGGAUACAAGAACCUUACGUCCCAAUGUGGAGCUGUGCAGAGACCCUGUGCAAUACAGGCUCAUCAAUGAAGUUCAAGAGAUAACAACCAAUGUAGAACGACUACGUCAAACUCUGAGCCAGGCAGAGGCUGAACUGAAAGCUUUGAACCGUAAUCAGCUUUCCCUAGAAGAAGAGAUCCAAGUUAAAGAAAAUUCCAUUUACAUUGAUGAAGUGAUAUGUAUGCAGAUGAGAGAAGCCAUUUCUAUUAAUGCUUUCUAGUACAGUUUUACAAAAAAGGAGUGUAAGAUAUUAAAAUAAAACAUUAAAAACAA
Messenger RNA from Xenopus laevis (African clawed frog), 1886 nucleotides. RefSeq names its product tektin 1 S homeolog (gene tekt1.S). The coding region runs from base 625 to 1833 and encodes 402 amino acids. The transcript is spliced from 8 exons. The record is from RefSeq and is a predicted model, not a curated record. Gene Ontology annotation, cellular component: microtubule cytoskeleton; cytoplasm; nucleus. Gene Ontology annotation, biological process: cilium movement involved in cell motility; cilium assembly. Lineage: Eukaryota; Metazoa; Chordata; Amphibia; Anura; Pipidae.